Molecule: messenger RNA, 909 nt
Organism: Mycotypha africana
Lineage: Eukaryota; Fungi; Mucoromycota; Mucoromycetes; Mucorales; Mycotyphaceae
Product: HAD-like domain-containing protein
Exons: 2
Coding region: 1-909 (302 amino acids)
Molecular function (GO): phosphatase activity
Source: RefSeq, a predicted model, not a curated record
AUGGAAGAACACUUGUCCAGAGAAUGGGCUCUUUUAAAGGAUCCUGUUAUCCAUACUGAAAGACUAGAGGCCAUUCGUCAAAAGAAAGGCUACAUUAUUGAUAUGGAUGGUGUCAUUUACCACGGCACGAACCUCUUACCGGGCGCGAAAGAACUUGUUCAAUUUUUGCAAGAAAAUAACAAAAAGUAUCUUUUCCUUACCAACAAUUCAGCCCCUACCCCUCAAGAACUCCAACAAAAGUUACGUCGUCUGGGUAUUGAUGUGGAAGCAAAACACUUUUUUACCUGCGGUCAGGCAACAGCCCUCUUCCUUGAAUCUCAAAUGCCCGGCGGCGGUACCUGCUAUGUGAUCGGUGAGCCUGGUCUCGCUUACGCUCUUUAUGACAAGGGCUUUGACAUGAAUGAUCACGACCCUGAUUACGUUGUCCUGGGUGAAACAUCCGCUAUCAACUUUGAAAAGAUCACCAAAGCAGUCCAGCUCGUCCAAAAAGGAGCCAAGCUCAUUGCCACCAACCUGGACAUCGAAACCUUGGAUUCACAAGGCCGUAAGAUUCCUUCCACCGGUGCUUUUGCCGCUUCGAUUGAACUUGUCACCAAGACGCAAGCCUUCUACUGUGGUAAGCCUUCCGCAUUGAUCAUGCGUUACGCUCAACGUGUCUUGGGCCUCAGUCGCUUGGAGACGUGUAUUAUUGGUGACCGUAUGGACACAGAUAUCGUCGCCGGUAUCAGUUCCGAAAUCGAUCCUGUGCUGGUGUUGUCGGGCGUCACCAAGAUGGAAGACUUGCAUCAAUUUGCCUAUGGUCCUUAUUUGAUCUUGGGUGGUGUUUAUGAAAUUCCUAGUGACGAUCCUUCUCAUCAUGUCACGGACGAAGACCUUGAAGAAGCCAGCAGAAGAGCCUCUUUCUUGUAA